Messenger RNA from Didymosphaeria variabile, 1098 nucleotides. RefSeq lists its product as uncharacterized. The record is from RefSeq and is a predicted model, not a curated record. Lineage: Eukaryota; Fungi; Ascomycota; Dothideomycetes; Pleosporales; Didymosphaeriaceae. The transcript has 5 exons. The coding region runs from base 1 to 1098 and encodes 365 amino acids.
AUGGUUCAAACAUUGCCCGCGAGUACCAUAACCGUUAGUGGAGAUGUGCAAACAUUGCCGGCGUCGACGGUAUACUUGAGUGGAGCCGUGCAGACGCUUCCACCUACCACAAUAACCGUCGAUGGAUAUGUGCAAACCUUACCGGCCUCCACUACGACGGUAUACCUUAGUGGAAACGUUCAGACGUUGCCUGCAUCUACGAUCACAGCAGUGGUAACGGUUACCGGCCAGGAGACUUGCCCGUCGGAGGCUACGGUGUAUCAGACUGCAUAUGAGACUCUCCCUACGACAGUCUAUGAAACUGCCGAUGCUAGCACCGUGGUCGUUACAGAGACACUUGAGCCGGAUGUUGUAACCCAAGUACAACAGGAGACUAUUUACAUUACUGCUGGAAGGUCAUACACGAACACUUACACUGGAAGGACGAUCCAACCGUCUACUGUGUUUCAGACAGUUACCAUCACCUCCCCACCUCAGACGAUCGCGCAAAGCGCGGCUACUGUUUUCGUUACUGACGUCUACUUCAGUUUCAGUUUCGGUAUCGACUGUGACCUCGACCUCAGUAUCGGUAUCUACGAAGUGAGCGCCUUGAAUCCCUACCAUUGCGAUGACACGACUGCUAACGAACGAAUUAGUGCUGUGACUUCCGUCAUCACAGUUACGCAGACCCAGCUGCAGUCAGCUCCAACUCAAACGGAGACUAUUACUUCAACUUCGACAACCACCUUUCCGGCAGUCACCAGUCUCAGCACAACGACAAGCUUAAUCACUCUACCCCCCGUUACUACCAUCAUCACUUCUCGUGAAUUCGGUACAAUCACGAGUACAGAGACCUUGGAUCCGGACACUGUUACCCUCUAUCUCUACACGUACUGCCACCGUUACCAGAACAAGUACACAAACGGAAACAGAGACGGCGACCAUUGCCAGGACUACAUCGACCAGGACUCUCACGAGUACCUCGGUGCGCACUGUACCAACCACCACUACGCAGCGAACGACUGUGACAGUCCCCACUACGGUGAUAUCACGUACGACCUCGAUAUCUCGACUGACAACUACCGUGCGAAAUACAGUGACGUCGACGUCGAUAUCUAG